CAGGCAGUAAACAGUUUUGUGAUCUUCACAUUUCUAUCAGCAUCAUUGAAAUAUUGUCCUCGCCCCUGAAUACCACCCAGUGGAUCAUCACUAGACUCGAAAAUGGAUAUAGUGGGUUUAGCGUUCGCGACAUUCGGCUUCGUCGAGGGGCUGGUUCGCACAUACGACAAAGUCUCAACCAUCAUUACAGACGCAAAACAAUUCGAUUCCGACCGCUCCAAGCUCAUCGCUAAACUAACUACAGAGAAGGCCGUUACGCUCCAGCUACGUGAUCUACUCUUUGCGCGUGUUCCGACCGCUCAGGACCCUUCAUUCUUUGACCAGUUAGACCGAAGUGCUCAAUUGAGCAUUCAUCGAGUAUUCGAGGGUUAUGCUGGUACUAUUUCGAACUACUUGCCUCUGGAACAGCGGGUUUUAGGCUCGGAAACGACAGUCUCAGGACAUGAAUUGCUUUCUGAAGACAUGAAGCGACUUCAAAUUGAGGCCCUGAAUGCAACACUAUUGCUGGAUUCAAAACCCUCCUCUGCGGAACCAAAACCCAAAAAUAAAGAAGUGUUAAAGUCUAAGACAUCAAUAUUGCGUUGGAUAUUCAAAGACAAGGCUCGUCUGACCAACUUCUACAUGGAGUUUGAGAUGUGGAAUGACAAAGCCAUUCGGCUCAUCGAAGUGCACCUUCUGACCCAUCAAUCUCGACUUGCUCUUAUGGAUUCUCACAUUGGAAGACCAGAAGUACAAAAGUUGGGAAUACGAGAUGCAAUCAAGGCGUCUUCACGCGCAACACAACCGCAGCUUCCCCAGAUCUCCGCAGAGAUAUCAGACUUUGAGAAACCGUGGUCAGCUCUCCAAAACCAAAGCGCCAUUGGCGACCACAGCACCCUCAAACUCGGCAGAUACGACAACAACUUCGUCGUAGUGGACUCCCGAAAACGCGAUGCAGAACUCACAGAAACCCAACGAACCACCGUGACCCGCCGCCUGAACCAACUCUGCUCCAUCCUCGAAAACCUCCACAACAUGGAACCCACCGUUCCUCAAUGCGUCGCCUGGAUGCAAUGGGUCGACAAAAGCGAAACAUCUCUCCUCUACCACAUCCCACCCACGCUAUUCCCACGCCCUUUCUCCCUCCUCGACUGUCUCCCCAAACGCUCCUCCACAACUGGGCCCUCCCUUGACGAACGCCUCCAAAUCGCGUAUCAGCUAGCAGCAGUCCUCGACCGCCUCCACACAGUGAACUGGGUGCACGGAAGUAUCCGGAGCGACAACAUCCUCUUCUACGAGCCAAAGUCCCCUCCAGACGACGAGAGCGACUCGACACACAUCCUCCCUGCCCAAUGGUUCCUCUACGGCUUCGACUACGCCCGCCCAAUCGACGCCACAUCCUCGUUCAAUACGGAUACCAACCUCGCACGCAACAUCUACCGCCAUCCACAACGCUGGGGCGUACCAACAGAAUCAUUCGGCCCCAUACACGAUAUCUACGCUCUCGGCGUGGUACUCCUCGAACUAGGUAUGUGGCGGAAGGCAGGGAGUAUGGUGAAUGUGGUGUCGUCAACAUCGAGUAAUGCGGCGUUUGAGGUGCAGAAGGCAUUGGUGAAGAGGGCGAAGGAGCAUUUGGGGUUUGGAGUUGGUGAGGCAUUUCAGGAGGUUGUGCUCAGGUGUUUGCAGGGGAGGUUUGACGCUGGGAAAGGGAAUCGGGAAGGGAGGGUGGAGUUGGCGAGGCAGUUUAGGGAGAGAGUGGUGGAUGAGUUGAGGUUGUUCGCGUUCCCGAGGUUGGGGGCGAGUCAGAAGAUUUCGGCGGGUUCGUUGGCUCAGAUUGAGAGUGAAAGUGAGGAUUGUUGAUGCACAUGGGGGUAUAUGAUGGCGUGUCAAUGUGCUAUUACAACAGAUCAACAACAACAGACACAUACUGCUUGCUGAUGGUGACCUCACUCGGCGGGGGCCAAGAAGGGACACGACCGAAACCCAUAAGUGCCACGAAACGACUAGGCGACUAGGUUAAGGGUUGGUAGAAGUUGCUCAACCUCAGUGGCAAUGGAGAGUUCUUCUGGAGGAAAGUAGGUUGGUGGAGGUCCAUUGAUGUCAGAAGAUAGAGACUCCGCCGUGGAAUAAUAUUGAUUGAAUUGCUGAGCGCGUUGUGCAGCGCGAGCAGACUGGCGCUGGUUCCUCUGCUGGGCUACCCUUGAAGCUUUUUUUCUUCACUAGAUGCGUAUUUUCGAGGUCGGCCUCUUUUGGGCUUGAGGGGAGAAGAGGUUGUUUGAUCCAUCAUAAGUUAUGUAAGUAGAAGUUGGGCAAUAACUAACUAUACAGACUGAAUUAACCACGC
Molecule: messenger RNA, 2323 nt
Organism: Aspergillus calidoustus
Lineage: Eukaryota; Fungi; Ascomycota; Eurotiomycetes; Eurotiales; Aspergillaceae
Source: the annotation of a GenBank genome assembly